Lagenorhynchus albirostris (white-beaked dolphin) is the source of this 3027-nucleotide messenger RNA. It is a transcript of the gene ZNF354A, whose product is annotated as zinc finger protein 354A. Bases 944 to 2554 code for a protein of 536 amino acids. Lineage: Eukaryota; Metazoa; Chordata; Mammalia; Artiodactyla; Delphinidae. The transcript has a single exon. The record is from RefSeq and is a predicted model, not a curated record.
GCCUCCGGCGGCAGAGGCUGGCGUGACGUUGCACCAGCCUGAGGCCCGCCGUGCGUUCUCCCGGGGAAGUUGUCCCUGGAUCCCGGGAAACUUGCAGUGGCGGGCUGCACAGGCUCCCCAGAAGGGAGGUGUGGAUAGUGACCUGUGCUUGCCCACAGGCUUCUUGGUGGCAGCAGCAGCAGCCUUAGCGUCUCCUGCCCAUCUCUGGGGUCUGCGCUUUUAGCCGCGGCUCACGCCCGUCUCUGGAGCUCCUUUAAGCAGCGCUCUUAAUCCCCUCUCCUCGUGCACCAGGAAACGAGGAGGGAAGAAAAAGUCUCUUGCUUCUUCUGUAGCUCCAGACCUUUUCCCAGACUCCCUCCUGGGUAGCUGUGGUGCACUAACCCUGCAGGCUGUGUUCACUCUGCCAACCCCAGUCCUCUCCCUGCGAUCCACCCAAGGCCCGAGCCUCAGCUCACAGCCCCGCCCCGGCGGGUGAGCAGACAAGGCUCUUGGGCUGGUGAGUCCUCUGUGUGGGAAUAUCCCUGCUUUGCCCUCCUCACCCCUGUUGCUGCGCUCUUCUCCGUGGCGCCGAAGCUCCCCCCCUCCGCCACCCGCAGUCUCCAGCCGUGAAGGGGCUUCCUAGUGUUUGGAAACCUUUCCUCCUUCACAGCUCCCUCCCACUGGUGCAGGUCCCAUUCCUAUUCUUUUGUCUCUGUUUUUUCUUUUUUUCUUUUGCCCUACCCAGGUACGUGGGGGAGUUUCUUGCCUUUUGGGAGGUCUGAGGUCUGCCAGCAUUCAGUAGGUGUUCUGUAGGAGUUGCUCCACGUGUAGAUGUAUUUCUGGUGUAUCUGUGGGGAGGAAGGUUAUCUCCGCGUCUUAGUCUUCUGCCAUCUUCCCCUCGUCCCCCAAGACCUUAUUUAAAUACCAUCAAUAUUCAGUCUAUACAUUUAGUCUCAGUAACCAAAUGCUGUAUCACAUGAAACAUCUCCAGUUUUUUCUGUCCCUUCCAGGAUGGAAGAACAGUUAUAAAACCACAAAGUCAACUCAAACACAAGGUUCUUCAUUUCAGGAGAUGAUAAUGAAAAGAUCCAAAAGGAAUGGACCCUGGGACUUCAAAUCAGAAAAACCUUGCAAAUAUGAAGACAGAUUAGAGAAAAAGCAGAAGAAAAACCAAAGUGUUCAGAUAGUUUCAGUCACUCACAAAAAAAUCUUCACUGUAGAAAGAAAACAUAAAAAUACUGAAUUUGGCCAAAACUUCAGCCUAAAGUCAGUCCUUGUUAGGCAACAGAUGGUUCCCAGAGAAAAAACCCCACCAAAAUGUGAAAUACAAGGAAACAGCUUCAAACAGAAUUCCAAUUUACUUAAUCAACAAAAAAUCAACACAGCCGGGAAACGUUAUAAAUGUAGUAUGUGUGAGAAAACCUUCAUUAAUACUUCAUCCCUUCGUAAACAUGAGAAAAACCAUAGUGGAGAGAAAUUAUUUAAAUGUAAAGACUGUUCGAAAGCCUUUAACCAAAGUUCAGCUCUUAUUCAACAUCAAAUAACUCAUACUGGAGAGAAACCCUAUAUAUGUAAAGAAUGUGGGAAAGCUUUCACUCUCAGUACAUCCCUUUAUAAACACCUAAGAACACACACUGUGGAGAAAUCCUAUAGAUGUAAGGAAUGUGGUAAAUCCUUCAGCAGAAGGUCAGGCCUUUUUAUACAUCAAAAAAUCCAUGCUGGAGAAAACCCCUAUAAAUAUAAUCCAGGUAGGAAGGCAUCUAGUUGCAACACAUCCCUUCCUGGAUGUCAGAGAAUGAAUUCCAGAAAGAAGUCCUAUUUAUGUAAUGAAUGUGGCAAUACCUUUAAGUCUAGUUCAUCCCUUCGUUAUCAUCAGAGAAUUCACACAGGAGAGAAACCUUUUAAAUGUAGUGAAUGUGGGAGAGCCUUCAGUCAGAGUGCAUCUCUUAUUCAACAUGAAAGAAUUCACACUGGAGAAAAGCCUUAUAGAUGUAAUGAAUGUGGAAAAGGUUUCACUUCUAUUUCACGACUUAACAGACACCGAAUAAUUCAUACUGGUGAGAAGUUUUAUAAUUGUAAUGAAUGUGGUAAAGCCUUAAGUUCCCACUCAACACUUAUCAUUCAUGAAAGAAUUCAUACUGGAGAGAAACCAUGUAAAUGUAAAGUGUGUGGGAAAGCCUUCAGACAAAGUUCAGCUCUCAUUCAACAUCAGAGAAUGCAUACUGGAGAAAGACCCUAUAAAUGUAAUGAGUGUGGGAAAACUUUCAGGUGUAACUCAUCCCUUAGUAAUCAUCAGAGAAUUCACACAGGAGAGAAACCAUAUCGAUGUGAAGAAUGUGGGAUAUCUUUUGGCCAAAGUUCAGCUCUUAUUCAACAUCGAAGGAUUCAUACAGGAGAGAAACCCUUCAAAUGUAAUACAUGUGGGAAAACUUUUAGACAGAGCUCAUCACGUAUUGCCCAUCAGAGAAUUCAUACUGGAGAGAAACCCUAUGAAUGUAAUACAUGUGGGAAACUUUUCAAUCACAGGUCAUCUCUUACUAAUCAUUAUAAAAUUCAUAUUGAAGAGAACCCCUAGAAAGUAGGUUUGCAUGUGUGAAAUUCUGAAACCAAAGCUCAUCAGAAUACAUGAAAGUGAUGUAAUAAAUGUAAUGGAUAUGAAAAGCUAUUCUAUGGUUUAGUCAUCAAAUAAUAAAUUCCAAGUGUAAACCUAUGUAAUAGAUAAUGAGGAAAGUGGAAAUUGUUCAGUCCUAUCAGACACUUUAUAAUAACCUAAAAUGAAGAAUUCCUGACUGGAGACAUUGACUUUGGGCAUUUGUAAAAUAAUUGUUUUCUCUACAGCAUCAUAUGCUGCAUAUCAUAUGUAAUUGUUAUAAACAUCUGGGUGAUGAAGGGAAGUGUGCACUGGAUUUCCUGUUAAACUGUAAACUUAAUACUUUUUAAAAAAUAACUGACAUUGUAAUAGUAUAUAAAAGAUGUGGUCAAAGAAAUUAUACAUUUUUAGAGAAAAGGACCAAAUAAAAGAUUAAAAUGAAUGUAAACUACCUCUCA